CUCAGGGUGUGGACAUGUCUGCUGCCAGCUGUCUGCUUUCUGAAGAUCAGGUCUUGUGCUCCAUCUGUCUGGAUGUUUUCACCAAUCCAGUUAGCACACCAUGUGGACAUAACUUCUGUAAAAAGUGCAUCUCUGAGUGCUGGGAAACCCGUGGUACUUGUCAAUGCCCCAUCUGCAAAACAGUUUUUGACACAAGACCUGAGCUGAAGGUCAAUAUUUUCAUCUCUGAGAUGGUUGAUCAGUUCAAACAGAAAUUCAGCAGCAGCUCAGAGCAACGAUCUGCUGAACCAGAAGAAGUUCUAUGUGACGUCUGUCCUGAACCUAAACUGAAGGCCCUGAAGUCCUGCCUGGUGUGUAUGAUGUCCUUCUGUGAGACUCACCUGAACCCUCAUUUGAGAAUGUCAGGCCUGAAAAGACAUCAGCUGAUCAACCCUGUGGAGAACCUGGAAGGCAGAAUGUGUGAAAAACACGACAAACUGCUGGAGCUGUUCUGCAAGAACGACCAGAUGUGUGUCUGCAUGCUCUGCACCUUUGAAGACCACAAAUCACAUGAUUUUGUUCCUCUGAAAGACAAAUAUGAAGAAAAGAAGCUUGAGCUUUCGAAGACAAAGGCUGGAAUUCAGGAGAUCAAACAGUCAGUUGAGCUCAGCCAGAAAAAUGCAGACAAAGAGAAAUCAGUUGGUGUUCAGAUCUUCACUGCUCUGAUGACCAUCGAGGAGAAGCAGAAGAUGACAGAGGGCCAGGCUGAAGGCUUCAUCACAGAGCUGGAAUGUGAAAUCUCUGAGCUGCAGAAGAGGAGCUCUGAGGUGGAGCACCUCUCACAGUCUGAAGACCACCUCCACCUCCUCCAUGGCUUCCAGUCCCUGAGCCCUGCUCCACCCACCAAGGACUGGACUGAGGUCAGAGUCCAUCCACCGUCAUAUGAGGGGAGUGUGGUGAGAGCUGUGAGUCAGCUGAAGGAGACACUCGGAAAAGACAUGAAAGAAGUGUGUGACACCAAGCUGAAGAGGGUCCAGCAGUAUGCAGUGGAUGUGACUCUGGAUCCUGAUACAGCAAAUCCUUACCUCAUCCUGUCUGAUGAUGGAAAACAAGUAAAAGAUAGUGAUGUACAGAAGAAUCUCCCAGACAACCCAGAGAGAUAUUCAACUUCUGUUUGUGUUUUAGCAAAGCAGAGUUUCUCUGCAGGAAGAUUUUAUUUCGAGGUUCAGGUUAAAGAGAAGACUAAGUGGACUUUAGGAGUGGCCAGAGAGUCCGUCAACAGGAAAGGACAAAUCACAUUAAGUCCCCAGGAUGGUUAUUGGACAAUAAGGUUGAGAAAUGAAAAGGAAUAUGCGGCUCUUUCUAACCCUCCAGUCCGUCUCUCUGUGAGGUCUCAGCCUGAGAAGGUCGGGGUGUUUGUGGAUUAUGAGGAGGGUCUGAUCUCCUUUUAUGAUGUUGAUGCUGCAGAUCGUCUUUACUCCUUUACUGGCUGCUCCUUCACUCAGAAAAUCUACCCAUAUUUUAAUCCUUGUCCAAAUGAUGGUGUUAAAAACUCCGCCCCUCUGAUCAUCUGUCCUGUCAAUCACACUGAAUAAAAUAAACAUCUGACUUUGUGUUAAGAAU
This is a messenger RNA of Thalassophryne amazonica, 1602 nucleotides long. RefSeq names its product E3 ubiquitin-protein ligase TRIM21-like. Lineage: Eukaryota; Metazoa; Chordata; Actinopteri; Batrachoidiformes; Batrachoididae. The transcript has a single exon. Gene Ontology annotation, molecular function: zinc ion binding; protein binding. The record is from RefSeq and is a predicted model, not a curated record. Bases 15 to 1574 code for a protein of 519 amino acids.